UGAUUUACCCUAUACUUGCUUUUAUAGCUAUAUAUAAACAGAUGACACUGGCCAACAGCAGUGAUCUGAAGCAAAUUGAAAGAGUUUCUUCAAUCUUGAUUAAUUAGCAUGAAGAUUGUCACAUUAGUAUCCGUCAUUAGUGUUAUUUCAUUAGCCGCCUGCACUCAAAACAGUGUUCCAAUAUGUCUACCUUAUUUAUUGCAAAGUCUUUUCGUUCGGUUUGAGACCAGUGACUACGGAGUUCAAGCCUGGAAUUUUGAAACCAACAUGGCGGCUAAACAUACAAUUAGCAAAAAUAUCCGAACAGUUUACAAUCUCACGGAGCGUAUAGAGUAUAACAUUGACUUAAGCACAGGAAGUUGUGAAAAGUUUCCCAUGAAGCCAAGUGAAGUUAUUGCCCGUUGUUUGCCUUCCUCUGCCAGACAGUACAGCCCAAACGACUCCUUCGUUGGCUAUGGACAAUAUUCCUUGCCCAUGCAAGCCUUUGAAGUGGAUCUAGCUGAAGGAGGCCUGGCCAGAGUUGCGUUCACAGUCUCAGAACCUGCUUUCAUUUUGGCCUCUCAGUUGACAGGUUUUAGCUCUGAAAGAAUUGAAAGUUAUUUUUAUUUUGACUCCGCCAUGACGGCUGACCCAGUUUUGUUCGUACUUCCGCCAUCAUGCCCUUGACUUUUGCAUUCAGUUAACUAAAUUAUGUGUAUAUUUUUUGUGUUUUAUAAAUUUUAAAUUGAGCCCUUUCCCUCUCUCUCUCUCUCUCUCUCUCUCUCUCUCUCUCUCUCUAUGUCUCUAUCUCUUUCUCUCUCUCUCUCUCUCUUUCCUUCUUUGCUCUCUUUCUAUCGGUUUCUCUCUUUUUUAUAUCUAUAGUUUUUUUAUUUCGAUAAUGUAAAAUGUACGACAUGUUUAUAUAUAUAAAAGCUAUUCAUACACAAAAAAACAUAGGUAUUAAUACAAAAAAUAACCUUGCUAUUCAUACAAAAAAAUGAAUGUGCUAUUUAUACACAAAAUAACCUUGUUCGACUCAUCCUGAAGAAACUAAGAUCAAUGUGAAGGUCGUAGGAUAUGUCAUAGUCACGUGUCACCUCCCGGCAAGGGGAAACACGUUAUCACUUCGAUUGCAUUGGCUAUUUCAAUGGCUAUGUUUGACUUUUACGAAUACAAACGGGUAAUGCCGGGUAUCUCUGCUAGUAUGAACAUUAAAUUAUUUUUUUUACGGAUUUAAUGAGUAUAAUCAAGAUGAUGGGAACCAGAUCUGGGAACCUGAUCUGGGAACCUGUGUAAUAUUUUAUUAAUUGAUAUCCGACACACUAAGUGAGUGCUUCAAUUUUAGAUAUUGAUGCUUUUUUUUUGUUAAUUAUCUUCAGAAUCUUCUUAAUUUUUAAUAUACAUAUAAUUUAGAAAUAUUAAAAAUAUUUUCUUAAUUCGGCAAUGAAAGAGAAAAAGAGAGAACAGAGAGUCUAACAAUAUAUCACACUUAAUAGUUCGGUGCGACAACAACAUAUGGAGGUCAUAGCCACGUGUUGUGUAGAAUCACAAUAUUGACAUACAGAGUAGCAUUAGAUUAAUCACUUGUUUACAUUGUAAUAUUGUCAUCACAAAGUCAUACAGUGUUUGAAAACAAUAUUUUCUCAUUUUGUUUGUUUAGCUGCUUUACUGCAUUGUACUGAGACUUUACCGUUUGUUAUGCUAAAUAUUUUUAGCUAUUAAAAACAUAAAAUUUUAA
Molecule: messenger RNA, 1717 nt
Organism: Biomphalaria glabrata
Lineage: Eukaryota; Metazoa; Mollusca; Gastropoda; Planorbidae
Exons: 5
Coding region: 109-666 (185 amino acids)
Source: RefSeq, a predicted model, not a curated record